AUGCCAGGAGUUGUCGUGUCAGUACACAACUGCAAUUUAACUCAGGCCAUCAUCUACUGGUGGACAAUGCUUCUGAAGAAUUGUCAGAACGCCUACAUGACUCACAAGCAUUCCCUGCUGGUCGCUUUGUGUCUGUGCAGUUCCUGGUUAGCGGGCUCGCGGCUGUCCGGCUCCAUCCCUCCCCCUCCGGGGCCUCAGUGGUGCUCCGAUGCCCCUCACCCACAGCUGAAGAUCCCGGGUGGGCGAGGGACGGUCAGGGAUCACUCUCUUGGCGUGCUACUACACAAGGACGGAAAGUUGACGGUGACGCAGGCCACGGAGGUGAACGGGAACCCCCCACUGCUACGCUUCCAUUACCAGCUGAGCGAGCUUCGCUCGGCCUUCUGGGAUACGGUCCUGUCGAAAGACAGCCUCUUUUUGGAGGUUCCUACCGGGCCGCUUGUUGAAGGAAGCAAAGAGGGGCUUACUGCUCUGCUGGAGUUUGCGGAGGAGACGCUGAAGGUGAACUCUGUCUUCCUGUGGUUCCGAAAAGGCCGAGAAGAUCGACUGUCCAUCAUCAAGACGUUCCACUACAUGGGCUUUGAGAUGGUGAAACCAGGCAACCCCUCGGUUCCGGCUCGACCCGACUUGGCCUUCAUGGUUUACUCUAUGGACAUCAGCAGCAGCUCGGACGAGGAGUGAACAAAUCUUGACCCCAACAUCCACUUUUUUCUUCUUGAUUAUGGGAUAGAGGGUCUUUUUUUUUUUCUUUCUUUCUUAGACUGCGAGCAAAAUGGCUCGAAACUCAAAGCUUCUUUCUCCCCCUUUUCUUGUUUUAUCGGAGCGUCAUCACAACAAACAGCAGUCUGAUGUUUUGAAGAUGCUAAAAGAGACUUGGAAAAACCUCGUCGUGGCGGUCACAGUUAAUCCACCGGCUGCCGUUGACGGUGCUUGACGGCCAAUCCGUUUGGAUCGGAUGUCUAGAGCCGUCAAUGGCAGCGAACGAGUCUUCCUUCCUGCACUGUUUGUGCCUCAUUUGUUACUUUGGAGUCUUAUGGCGGAAUGUGUUCCUGGUUUCACCCUCUAAUUCAUGUGCAGCAAGAACACUUCAGGGUAUUACGAUAUAUGCAAUCAGAUUGAACACUGCAGGAGGUAUCUUGCAGACACUUAAUGCUUUUAUUUUUUGUGUUUUUUAGCACUUUGAACAAAACGCCAAAGAAGCUUUUAUCUUGGCUCGGGGAAUAUCAUUGUUCGAAACAUCUUCCAAUUCCUCAAUAUUAAGCGUUCUCUCGAGUCGGUUUUUAUGUAUGUGUAUAUCUCUCUCAUUUCAUAGUAUCAGGUAUUUAUUGUUAGUUUUCCGGUGACAUAUGAUGAAGUUUCUUGAGGUGGGGAAACUAAAACACAAAAAGAAAAACAAAUAAAAAUGUUAAAUUCU
Molecule: messenger RNA, 1414 nt
Organism: Corythoichthys intestinalis (scribbled pipefish)
Lineage: Eukaryota; Metazoa; Chordata; Actinopteri; Syngnathiformes; Syngnathidae
Product: ornithine decarboxylase antizyme 2-like
Biological process (GO): positive regulation of protein catabolic process
Cellular component (GO): cytoplasm; nucleus
Molecular function (GO): ornithine decarboxylase inhibitor activity
Source: RefSeq, a predicted model, not a curated record